GCAAUUGGAAUAUGAAAAGAACUCGAAGGGCCUAGAGAGAGGGAAGAGAGAGAGAGAGAGAGGCGAUUCGUACGGCGGAGUGAAUCGAUGGAGGGGGCUUUGGCGUGCCCCAUCUCGCGGACGAGGCUUCAAGUGCCAAUCCCUGGUUUCGGCGGCGACGCCGGUUGUGCCGCCGGCGGUCGCCGGAGAAGCCGAAGAUGUGCAGUCGUCAGAGCGGUGCAGGGCAGCAGCUCUUUGUCGGCGGCCAGGCGGACGCUGUCGAGCAGUUGGGACGUCAGCGGCGCCGGCGGCUUCUCCAUCUCGUCCGUCUCUCCGACGGCCCCGCGGUUGCCCAGGUUCGAGGAGCUCGACACCACCAACAUGCUUCUCCGCCAGAGGAUCAUCUUCUUGGGUUCCCAGGUUGAUGACGUGACGGCGGAUUUCAUAAUAAGCCAGCUCUUGUUUCUGGAUGCUGAGGAUCCCACCAAGGACAUCAACUUAUUUAUCAACUCCCCCGGUGGCUCUGUUACCGCCGGAAUGGGAAUAUAUGAUGCAAUGAAAUUAUGCAAAGCUGAUGUUUCAACUAUUUGCCUGGGGCUCGCCGCAUCUAUGGGUGCUUUUCUUCUGGCUUCUGGUUCAAAAGGCAAGAGAUUCUGCAUGCCAAAUGCCCGAGUGAUGAUCCAUCAACCACUUGGAACUGCUGGAGGCAAAGCCACAGACAUGGGAAUUCGGAUAAGAGAGAUGGUGUACCAUAAAAUUAAGCUUAACAAAAUACUAUCAAGAAUCACAGGGAAGCCUGAAGAGCAGGUUGAAUUGGAUACAGACCGGGACAAUUUCAUGAACGCUUGGGAAGCUAAGGAAUAUGGAUUGGUUGAUGGAGUCAUCGAUGAUGGGAAACCAGGUCUGAUUGCUCCAAUUGCAGAUUCAGCACCUCCACCAAAAACACGGGUAUGGGAUCAGUGGAAAAUUGAAGGCAGCAGGAAAGCCAGGAAAAAUUUACCCUCAGAACACAAGAUUUUAGAGAAUGGAUUUACUGGUGGACAAGGAAAUGAUGAUGAUAGGGGUACAGUACAAGAGAAUGAAGCACCCACACCUGUGUAAGGAAUUAAGCUGCUAUCUUAGAAACAAGUUGUAAUGUUUUCUUCUGGAAGAAAUUCUAAUUAGAUUUCUCUCAAAUCUUGAGGUUUGUGAUGAGGAAAAAGAAGUUGAUUUAAAUAUAUUUCCAUUUUUUGAGUUGUCUAGGA
This is a messenger RNA of Eucalyptus grandis, 1223 nucleotides long. RefSeq names its product ATP-dependent Clp protease proteolytic subunit 3, chloroplastic. The transcript is spliced from 5 exons. Gene Ontology annotation, molecular function: serine-type endopeptidase activity; ATPase binding; ATP-dependent peptidase activity. Gene Ontology annotation, cellular component: endopeptidase Clp complex. NCBI's taxonomy places the organism in Eukaryota, Viridiplantae, Streptophyta, Magnoliopsida, Myrtales, Myrtaceae. Bases 88 to 1080 code for a protein of 330 amino acids. Gene Ontology annotation, biological process: protein quality control for misfolded or incompletely synthesized proteins. The record is from RefSeq and is a predicted model, not a curated record.